AACAAUUAAUGUAUUUACAUAGGUGCAGCUGUACCCCCGCCCUCUACAUACAUAUGUAUGUAAAUUCUGAGCCACUCGAUAGCUAAGUAAUCGCAUAGCUAUCGAUAUCGUUGUUGUCGGCGCAAUAAGGUAAUCCAAUCAGUAGCUAGCAACAGUAAAUUCAUGCAAGCCAGCGGAAGCACAGCGAAUUCGAGUCCUAGAUGGCGUCUUUCGGCGAGCCUCAUCAUAGUGACGCCCGAAGCAGCAGCUGGCGAGGAUUACAAUGUGCUCAUGUUAAAGCGUACUGAUGCGAUAGCCGUGGCUACUAACCAAACGGUUUUUCCGGGCGGAUUGCUGGAAGUGGAGGCGGAUGAGAGCGUUGCCUGGCUUCAGUACUUCGAGGAGUUUGGUGUUUUGCAAGCGUCGCUGCGUGGUCUGGUACUGAUCAGCGAACAAAGGCCAACCAUAUUAGCUCCACAGGGUACAGGUUGCUAUGAUCGUUUCUUUAAACGUUCUAAAAUUUGGGCGCGGGAGAUAACUCUGCGCUUGGCGGCUUUGCGUGAGUGUUUUGAGGAAGUGGGAGUACUGCUGUGUCGCAAUCGAGCUCAGGUUCAUCAAACGGCUGCAGUUGCUCAGGCAGCACAGUUGGAUGCAGAUUCUCUGAAGACCUGGCAAGCUCGCGUGCACAGCAACCCCAGUGAUUUUUUGGCCCUAUGUCGACAUUUAGAAGUAGUUCCCGAUUUAUGGGCGCUGCACGAAUGGUCCGCCUGGGCGAGUCCCGCGUUUGUUAAGAACGGUUAUGAGACUGUUUUCUAUAUGGUCUUCCUGCAAUCACAGCCAAGCCUGCUCAUAGAACCCACCGAGGUGAAGGAGGGUCUAUGGCGCUCACCUCUUGAACUACUACGUUUGCAUCAGAAUCAGGAACUGUUUUUUUUGCCGCCUCAAAUCUAUGAGCUCGGUCGCCUGUACUCCAUCAACGAUUUCCAGAAGCUAUGUCACUUUGCCUCGCAGCGCGGUCAACUGGGCUGCACAAUGUUUAUGCCAGUGGGUUACGUAUGCAGCGAUGGCAUGGUAUUUGCGCUGCCAGGCGACGACUUAUAUGUGCCUGAACCACAUUUGGUCACCAAGCCCAUUGAGUUUUCUGGAACUGUUGCCGAGCUGAAUGCCCGCUCCAAAUAUUUGCAUCGUUACGAGUCUACGACAGCAACUGAUUUUCAAAUACAUAUCAAUAUUCCAACUUUGAAUGGGCAUUUGGUUCCUAAGCAACUGCCAAAUGAAAAGUGCAAGCUAUAGGCCAUCAAGUUUAAGCUAAAAAUGAGCAUUUCAUUUUAGUUUUUGUUAAGCUAAAUAUCAAUAUCAUCUAAAGUAUGUAUUUAAAUAAAAAAAUGUAAAUAAUAAUGUAAAUGUAUGGGCAAACCAUAUACACUGUAAAUAUAAAUAUAAAUGUAUAUAAAGUAUGGAUGUUUAAAGUCCUCGCCAUUUAUUGUCCAAUGGUGUUUCGAUAUAAAAAACAAGUAAGAAGACUCUAGUCGAGACUGUCCGACUAGGAGAUACCCUGAAAAC
This is a messenger RNA of Drosophila mojavensis, 1542 nucleotides long. Its product is annotated as nucleoside diphosphate-linked moiety X motif 19. Gene Ontology annotation, cellular component: mitochondrion. Gene Ontology annotation, molecular function: hydrolase activity, acting on acid anhydrides, in phosphorus-containing anhydrides. The transcript has 7 exons. NCBI's taxonomy places the organism in Eukaryota, Metazoa, Arthropoda, Insecta, Diptera, Drosophilidae. The record is from RefSeq and is a predicted model, not a curated record. The coding region runs from base 163 to 1272 and encodes 369 amino acids.